Bemisia tabaci is the source of this 535-nucleotide messenger RNA. RefSeq lists its product as uncharacterized. Lineage: Eukaryota; Metazoa; Arthropoda; Insecta; Hemiptera; Aleyrodidae. The record is from RefSeq and is a predicted model, not a curated record.
AAGUACAUCGGCCUUGAACGCGGGCGAGACGACUACAGCUUCUGGACCACGCCGGUCAAUCAGUCAGUUUGAAGUUCGAGGAGAAGUCAGCACCAUGCGAGCCUUUGGAAUUAUCAGUAUUUUUGUCUGUCUCGUUUGCGUCGUCAGCAUUAACAGUGACAGUGCUGGCCACUACAAGCGGCGGAAUGGACUAGCUUACGGAGGGAUUCCUUAUGGAAGCAUAACGGGCCGAAUAGCGGACUUCAUCCGGAUGCAACAGCGAUACCCAAUUCGCUCCUUCUCGACUGAGGAUUACUCGGACGAUGAAGAAGAAAUUCCUGUGAUCGUGGAGGCACCAGCCCCGACCAAGAAGAGCAAGGUUAAAGUCACCGAGAACAACGAGCUUGAUGAUGAUCCCAGACGCACCUCGGUCAAGUUCCUGAAAACUAGCAAAAAAUACACCGAAAAGCACCGGCGGUGAAGCCAUCGCUGAGAAAAAAAAUUCGCCCGAGAGAGGGAAAUCCGCGGAGCUCUUCCGAGUACCUGCCAAAUAACU